Messenger RNA from Python bivittatus (Burmese python), 1533 nucleotides. Lineage: Eukaryota; Metazoa; Chordata; Lepidosauria; Squamata; Pythonidae. The record is from RefSeq and is a predicted model, not a curated record.
CUCGUAGGGGUUUAUAUGUUUUGGGGGUAUUGUUUUUCUCCAGUACCUUCUUAUCAAUCCUUCACAGAUAGCACAAAACCCAGUGGGAAACGAGUUGUUGGAGAUGUAGCUUAUACUUCAGCAAAGGAGAGAGCGGCUUACAUCACCCCUGUGCCUGGCGGUGUUGGACCAAUGACAGUUGCAAUGCUGAUGCAGAGUACAGUAGAAAGUGCUCAACGUUUUCUUGAGAAAUACCAGCCUGGCAAGUGGAAUAUUCAGUACAGCCUACUCAGUCCUGUAACUCCUGUUCCAAGUGACAUUGAAGUUUCACGGUCAUGUACUCCUAAGCCUGUUAGUGAGCUGGCCAGAGAAAUUGGCUUGAUUUCAGAUGAGGUAGAGCUGUAUGGUGAAUGCAAAGCUAAAAUUUCCCUGUCAACAUUGAGGCGUCUCAAAGAUCAACCAGAUGGCAAAUACAUUGUAGUAACAGGGAUAACACCCACACCACUGGGAGAAGGGAAGAGUACUACAACAAUAGGGCUGGUUCAAGCUUUGGGUGCACACCUUGGUCAGAAUGCAUUUGCCUGUGUUCGUCAGCCUUCUCAAGGGCCUACGUUUGGAAUUAAAGGUGGUGCAGCUGGAGGUGGCUACUCUCAGGUUAUUCCUAUGGAAGAGUUUAAUCUUCAUCUCACUGGUGACAUCCAUGCUAUUACUGCUGCCAAUAACCUGGUAGCCGCUGCUAUUGAUGCCCGCAUCUUCCAUGAGGCUACACAGUCUGAUCAGGCACUCUAUUCGCGGUUGGUUCCUUCAGUUGAUGGUGUUAGGAAUUUCUCUGAUAUCCAGAUCCGGAGGCUACAGAGAUUACAUAUUAAGAAAAUGGACCCAGCAACUUUGACAAAUGAUGAAAUAAACAAAUUCGUGAGAUUGGAUAUUGAUCCAGAUAGCAUAACAUGGCAACGAGUAUUGGACACAAAUGACAGGUUUCUGCGAACCAUCACAAUUGGCCAGUCUUCAUCUGAGAAGGGAUACACACGUGCAGCCCAGUUUGACAUUACAGUAGCUAGUGAGAUCAUGGCAGUCUUAGCACUCACAGACAGCCUGGAGGAUAUGAGACAACGCCUGGGCAAAAUGGUGGUUGCCUCCAGCAAGAAAGGUGUUCCAGUCACCACAGAAGAUCUGGGAGUGAGCGGUGCCCUGGCAGUUUUGAUGAAAGAUGCUAUUAAGCCCAACCUCAUGCAGACUUUGGAAAGUAAUCCAGUGUUUGUCCAUGCUGGUCCAUUUGCUAACAUCGCUCAUGGCAACUCAUCUGUCCUGGCAGACAAGAUUGCCCUGAAGCUCGUUGGCAAGGAUGGGUUUGUUGUGACUGAAGCUGGCUUCGGAGCUGAUAUUGGCAUGGAAAAAUUCUUUGACAUCAAGUGUCGGUAUUCCGGUUUGCAGCCUCAUGUGGUAGUCUUGGUCGCCACUGUCCGAGCUCUGAAAAUGCAUGGUGGAGGCCCCACAGUAAGUGCUGGUCUUGGUCUUAGGGAAUCCUGUGUGCCAUGAUGAUCUGGAACAUGA